Bursaphelenchus xylophilus (pine wood nematode) is the source of this 2161-nucleotide messenger RNA. The record is from the annotation of a GenBank genome assembly. NCBI's taxonomy places the organism in Eukaryota, Metazoa, Nematoda, Chromadorea, Rhabditida, Aphelenchoididae.
AUGAACGUCUACCUCUUCAAGCCGGACGAGUUCAACCGGCUCUACAACUGCAGUCUGUACGAUACGGAGAUAUUUCCGCGAGAAGAGCGUCGUCUGCGAGUGAUUGGGAUAAUGUGUUUGUUCUCCGGGAUCUUCUCAAUUGUUCUCUAUUUUUUCUGCAUCUUCGCUAUGUUGCAAAGACAACUGAUCAAGUUGCCAACGUACAAGUUGAUGUUGUUCAUGGCCUUCUUUCAUCUUUAUGGAUGCACUUUGGGAGGGCCUUUUAUGGCGUACUUGUUCUAUGAAGGGCCGGUUUACUGUGAGAGCCCGAACUUCAUCUAUUUGGUGGGGUCGUAUGGCACUGGUAAGUGCGGAAAUAUCAGUCUGUCGGGAAAAUAAUGAACACAAUUUUGCUGCGUCGAUCGUGUCGCUGAAGUGAAAAGAACUGCUUUUGCCGCGACGUAAUUCAUUUUAUCGGCGGCGAUGCGAUUUUCGAUGCUACAGAGAGCUCAUUAUUUUCCCGACAGACUAAAAAAACUCCUCACUGGGAAGUGCUCAGAAUUUAAAGGAACGUGGUCGAAAUUUAGAAUGUUUUUUCCAUGAGACAUACAACAUUCUUAGCUCGCGUUUUUUCAGAAGCAACCGAUGUUUUUAGGCCGAAAGUUGGCCAAAAAAGAUGCAUUUUUUAUGAUGCAACAUUUUUUUAAUGUUUACCGUAGAAGGUAUUAUUUACACUAAAAAUUAUUUUUUUUCCUACCGAUAGUGGCAAAGAUACGGCAAAAAAAUGUUGUUUUCUCUGACCUCUCUUCUUUUUUUUAUGACCUCUCGUCAACAAGGAUUGUUGAUUAUCUCGGACAACACUGCAAAGCUCGAGCUAAAAAUUUUCAGGAUUUGAUAUGUGGUCCAUGCCCGAAGUGUGUGCAGGAUUUCAAAUAAAAAUCCUUUUUAACAUUUUUACUUCAGCGACCUGGAUCGGAGGCACGAUUACCAGCACAAUCUUGAGUUUCAACCGCUGCUGCGAGAUGUACGACCACAUCCUUGCCUACUGGCUUUUCGCCGGCUACCGUGUCUUCAUCUGGAUGGCCUUCCCGUUCACCUUGUUCUUAUAUGGCCUUAUCUUCAACCUCCCGCUUUUGUUCAGCGGAAUCGGAAAGUCUUGGUAUUUCAACCCGCAUUACAAGUAUAUCGACGACGUGGAUGGUGUGUAUGUCAACCGGCUACACACCUUGAACAAUACUGUUACUGUUGCAACACAAUUUGUGUUAAGUUUCACGUUUGCGAUCCUGUAUUUUGGGCGGAUCAAAAGUCGCAAGACCAAGAUGACAAGGACCGAUAAAUUGGUGAGUAGUCGUCUUUGCAGAUGUCGGAUUUUCUUGAAAUAGCACAUGGAAUCUGCAUGGCAUACGAUAGAAAUAGGACAAGUUUUAGCUCAGAGUACCCGAGGGAGAUAAUUAAUUCUGGAAACAAAUUUUUUGCAGGAAAUUUCAUCAUAGUAAAAAAAAUUUAAAAUUCGGGAAUUUAAAAACUUUUAUCCAGCUGAAACGUGGCCAAAUUAAAAUUUUCGAAAGCUUGUUUGUUUUUUUUUUUUUUUGGCAAACAUCACCGUGAUUCUUUGAGAAGAAAGACACAUUUAUUUCUCUGCCUACGCUCCUCUUUUUCUAUGAUCUCUCGUCAACAAAGGUUGUUGAAUAUCUUGGGUAUGCGUGCAAAACAUAAACUAAAACUAGAAAAACUGAGUCUUUAGCUACAUGCAGGUGUUGUGUUUGUAUCAAGUAACGAAAACGGAAUCUUAAAAAUUGCUUGAAAUUCGGAUUUUUUUUUAGAUUUUUCUAAACUUUUUUGUUCUUUUUUGUUAUUAUCCACUCUAAAAGACAAUAAAACUUUCAGAUGUGCCUUCAAGUCUUCAUUAUCGGCCUCUUCGAGCUCUCCGCCGGCCUCAUUUUUCUUGUCCAACAACACUACGAGCUGGGAUUUGUGUUGAGUUUGUGCGCUGGAAUGACUUACUUUGGGUCUCAAGGUAAAAUAUUAUAUCUCAAAAAAGAACGUUUUUUAUAAAAAAUUCAGUGAUAACCCCGGUAAAUUUAGCGUGUGCACCAUAUAUUUAUCUAAUUUUCAAUCGAACAAUGAGGAAUAUAAUCGUUAAGCAAUUUGCGCCGUGUUCGAAGUUGAGGAUAAACGUUAG